Molecule: messenger RNA, 1614 nt
Organism: Clarias gariepinus (North African catfish)
Lineage: Eukaryota; Metazoa; Chordata; Actinopteri; Siluriformes; Clariidae
Product: putative C-type lectin domain family 20 member A
Exons: 6
Coding region: 79-1017 (312 amino acids)
Source: RefSeq, a predicted model, not a curated record
AGGACCCUGAGAUCCACAAAGCUACAUCACUGUCAGUGCAACUGCUUUCACAUUUCAGUUGGAUUCAACACUUUAGUGAUGGAGCAGCAUCUGUUCACACUCCUAUUUUUCACAGGAGUCCUCCCCCUCAUCCUGUCUGUCCCUCGUAAGUACUAUCUGGUCCAGCAGAGCAUGAACUGGAACAAUGCUCAGGCUUACUGCAAAGCCAAUCACGCUGACCUGGCAAUCAUUGAAAGCGCUGACAACAUGGUCCACAUUCAAUAUGAAAUACAGAGACAAAAAUUCACUUCCAGUGCUUGGAUUGGAAUGUACAAUGAUGUCAACAGCUGGCACUGGUCAAUGGGAAAUGUUCCACUUGGAAGUUAUACAGCAUGGAUAUCACCAGAACCUAACAACUGGCAUGGAGAAGAACAGUGUGGUUCGAUAGAUAAUCAGCUGCAGUGGACUGAUUUAGGAUGUUACCACCUAAGACCCUUUGUUUGCUUUGAUGCCACUAAAACUGGCAGUCAGCAGUUCGUUUACAUUUCUACUACAAACUCAUGGCUUGAUGCUCAGGCUUACUGCAGAACAUAUUAUACAGAUCUGGCGAGUAUUAAAACUGCAACAGAAAACUCAAAUGUACUGGCACUAGUCUCUGACCAGACUUGGUUUGGUCUAAUCAGAGAUGGAUGGAAGUGGGUAAACAAAAACAACUUCUCCACCAUCAGCUGGACGCCUGGAAAACCUGAUAAUGCCAUGUGGAAUGAAAAUUGUGGCUAUUUAUAUAACGGUAUGGCUGUUGAUGCACAGUGCUCAGACAUAAUGCCUUUCUUCUGUUAUUCACUAAUCACAGAAAAACAACAAAUCAUCAAGGUGAAGGUCCAGUCCAUUCAAGAUGUGAAUAAUCCUUCAACAAAGGUGACCAUCUUGGAGCAGAUUAAGCAGGAGCUGAAGGAUCAUGGGAUAGCACAGAACAUCACAUUCAACUGGAGAGUGCAACCAGAUGGAUAUGUGUUUAACAAGGAGAAAGGAAAUUAACACUGCAGAAUAAAAGAAGUCUUUAUCUGGGGCUCAAAAUUAAAGUAGCUAUUUUAGUGUGAGUACUUUGUUCAGUCUGGUGAAAGUGUAGAUAAUGUGUCGGUAUCAUAUUCAAUUAUAACUGAAGACAAUUAUUUAAAUAAUAGCAAACAUAACAUAAUUGGAACAGGAUCAAUUACCUAAACAAGAAAAAUACAGACUAUGAACAAAACAGCGAUGACGACAGCAGAUGCGAGACAAGGACACGAUACUUGGGUUUAAAUGAUAAUACUAAUUAAAAAACCAAUCUUGCAUGCUUGUGACACAAAAUUUGACUGUGGAACCAGAAACUACAAUCUCCUCACCGCAGACAAAACAUAAAACACAAGGUUAUCUCUGACAUUUUCUACUUUUAAAUUUACAAUAGUCAAUUUAAUAAUAAGUAAAUAGGUAUUUAAAAAUAAGUAAAUGCUUUUAACUGAUGCAAUUAAAUUAAUGUCUUGCAGAGCUGUGCAGAAAAUAUUGCCAUGGUCACAGAUCAUUAUUAUCUGUAAAUAACAAAAAUGGACUUGAUUUUAUGCUAAGCUGAAUUAAAAUAAAAGUCUUGUGAUUUUUAAA